GUUGGUAUUAUGGCUGGAGUUUUGGUUUGUAGUUAAACAACGCCCUCUACUGGUGACAAAUUACAAGACAUAUUUAAAUAAAUUGUAAAAGUUGAUUAUGAAAAAUGAUUGUCUGUCCAGUGUCCUGUUUUACACAUUAUUUAUUAAUUAUGCAAUGUAAUUAAAUAUUACAUUAACAUUACAUUUAAUCAUCUUUUUGACCUUCAGAUUCCCAAUGAGACAUGCAAACCAUUAUUUAUAACUGUGUGAAAAUGUUUUUCACGACAGCUCGUGGAAAAUUAAAGGUCAUUUGUUUUUUAUGAAUGAAAUCAAUAUAACAAAUCAGUUACAAAUGAGAAUAUAUCAAAGUAAAGAACGGAAUGACUUUGGUGAACAAUCAGACUGCUCUUAUUUGUUUGCUGCAUCAUUACCUAAAAGGGCAAUCAGGACCCAUAGGAUACCUCAGAAAUAUAUAUAUAUAGGACAGAACAGAAAAAAGUACAAGCUGUGUUAACGCUCAUAAUGUGCUUUAAACACUUUGGGCUUCCAAAUGAAAAUGGGAUUAAGACACUGAUACUUUAACCUCCUCUAAAUAUAAAGCAGAGCGGAGACUCUCAUUGAAUUACAAUCAGCAGAUUUCAUUAUUCAAAGCAGCAGCGCAGCAGGAUUCUUUCGCGAGGAAUAACUCUUCUGAAUAAAUGAGGAGAAAAGGACUCGGAAAUCCAAACGUAUCGGCCGCUCUGAUUUUUUUUCCAGAGCUUUUGUUAAAAUAAUCUCUCCUCCUUGUUUCUUUGUAGAAAAUCCACAGAGCUCUUCACACCACGUACGAGGACGUAGGCAAGGAGAUGACCGGCCUGGACCAAAACCCCUCCUCCUGUAUCUCAGAGAACUGCACCCUCCACAGGAAACAGUAUCAGCCUCCUCCUCCUCCAUCUCCUCCCAUAUCCCUCCCUGCAUCAUCCACAGCAGGGGGCACCAACAACUCCUCACCAUCCCACGAGCCCAAGGAGAAGCGUGUGCACUUUGACCUGGAGACCCUCCACAGCUACCGCCUGCGCACACACACGGCCUCGGUGCGCGGCAGACCCGGAAUGGUCGGUCGCCCCGGGCUCGGAUUGGGCGGUUUAGAGCUGGGAAACUUGGGCGCUUUUGGCUCCCCGUCACAGAUUAGCCUCCACGUGAAUGGAGGCCCCGUGUCGGCGCUGGCCUCCUCCGGCCUGGUGCUCACUCCCCUGGGGAACAGGGCAGCACAGACCAGCCUGUGGGAAGGGGAGCUGCAGGAGCUGCAGGGGAAAAUCGAGACAUUCCGCAACCAGCUGAGAGAAGCUCUGGCCAGAAGGGCGGAGAUACAGAGCAGCCUGGAGCGAGAGAGGAGCGGACUGGUACGCAGGGACACCAGUCUGGAGAGGGACAAGGACAAGCAGAGGAUACAGACUAUCAACACAGACAGGAGCAGCAGUAGCAGCAGCAGCAGCAGCAGCAGUGCUCAGCCAAAGCUGACAGAGAGGGACAGAAGCAGCCAGCUGCAAACCCUGAACAAUCAGCAGACAGCGAGGGUGAACCAAUCAGGCGUGACAGGGCCUCUGGAGCUGGGGAGGAGCAGCCAGUUAAACACAGUCAACAGUUUGGACCGGGGGAGACCCAGCAUCCAGUUACGAGCUGUAAAUACUUUGUUAGGAGACAGGACUGUGCUGUCGCGGGCUUCAGCCAGCCUGGAGAGGAGUCGCGUCAACCAGGCUGCUGUCGGAAACUUAUCGGUCCAGUCACGUAACACGUCCAGCCUGGACAGGCAGAAAGCCAACUUGGUCCGCGCAAUAAACACUUUGGAGAGGACAAAAGCCAACCAAUCAGGUGUCAGCAGCGGAACUUGAGCCAAUGUGAAUCGCAAGCACAUAAAGAAAUCACUGCUGACAGCACAGAAAACCAGAGGCAUCAGAAAGUUACAUGAAAGGAUCAGAGGCAGAUGGAACUUUGUUUUUGGGGAUUCUUACUUUGUGUCAGAUCAUGUCACCAAAGUCUGAAUUUAUUUGUGUUAUUUUUCUUUUUUUGGUCAUAUUUUGAACACAAUUUGAUUUUACUUAGAAAAUAAAGUUAGAAUUGGACAUUAUAUUUUAAUCUCAGAACUGCAUAAUUAUUAUAUUAUUAUGAAUAAUUAAUAGUUAAAAGGUAAAAAUUUUCUUUAGUAGGAAGGAAAAAAGUAACUUAUCUUACUGAAUCUCUAAAUUGGAAAAAAAAAACCCUCCAAUCAUCCGACUUCCUCUCAGACUCCAAAUUCUGACUUUGUUCUCAACUACAAUGUACUUCCCAAAAUUGAAAAAGUAGAGAAAGACUCACUCAUUGCUGAUGCAAUUUAAUACCUAAUGCCAUCUAUUCUUUGUUUGCCAUCUUCCCUGUGUCUCUGUGUGUCGUCCUUUAAUGAUAAAAAAACCCUAAUUUUUAUUUUAUCGCUUAAUCUCACACACUUUUCCAAAUGUGGAAUAGAAAA
This is a messenger RNA of Cynoglossus semilaevis (tongue sole), 2464 nucleotides long. RefSeq lists its product as uncharacterized. The coding region runs from base 825 to 1850 and encodes 341 amino acids. The transcript is spliced from 3 exons. The record is from RefSeq and is a predicted model, not a curated record. Lineage: Eukaryota; Metazoa; Chordata; Actinopteri; Pleuronectiformes; Cynoglossidae.